Messenger RNA from Mus musculus (house mouse), 3242 nucleotides. RefSeq names its product odr4 GPCR localization factor homolog (gene Odr4). The coding region runs from base 389 to 1732 and encodes 447 amino acids. The record is from RefSeq and is marked validated. NCBI's taxonomy places the organism in Eukaryota, Metazoa, Chordata, Mammalia, Rodentia, Muridae. The transcript is spliced from 14 exons. Gene Ontology annotation, cellular component: membrane.
AGCCACCCUCGUCCUUAUCCCGGAGGAGCAAGACGACCUUACCGUCAAAACCCCGGGAUGUCAUGGGUACUCCUCUGUGGCCACUUCUAGAAGCCGAGCCACCAGAGGUCAUGGGUCACGGCAGGGUGUCUCGACAGGCUCUGGGCUACCGCCACGAUCUUAACGGUGCCCCGAGAGGGGCGGGGUGCAGGCCUCCCUCGCUUGGGUAGAAGAGCUGCGGAGAUGGGUGCGGGACGGCUUGCGUCAUCAGUCUGCACCCGUUGGGGCCGCGACCCGCGUUUGGAGUAGGAAGUGUCUCUGCUGUCGCUUUCUGAUGAGAUCAUUGGCUGUGGACGUGGGGACCUGAGUGGCACCUGGCCUUUGAAGGCUGUUGAAUUGGCUGUCUAUAAUGGGAAGAACCUACAUUGUAGAAGAGACUGUUGGCCAGUAUCUUUCAAGCAUCAACCUCCAGGGAAAACCUUUUGUCUCUGGUCUUUUGAUAGGACAGUGUUCUUCACAAAAGGAUUAUGUGAUUCUUGCCACUAGAACACCACCCAAAGAGGAACAAAAUGACAAAGUCAAACAGCCGAGAGCUAAGUUGGAUAAUUUGGAUGAAGAAUGGGCCACAGAACAUGCCAGCCAGGUGUCCAGAAUGCUCCCUGGAGGACUUGUGGUUCUUGGAAUAUUUAUUAUCACAACUUUAGAACUAGCAGAUGAUUUUCAAAAUGCCCUGCGCAGACUAAUAUUUUCUAUGGAAAAAUCUAUGAGUAGAAAAAGACUAUGGGAUGUCACAGAGGACGAGGUCUCAGAACGAGUGACACUUCACAUUUGUUCUUCUACAAAAAAAAUAUCUUGUCGAACUUACGAUGUCCAAGAUCCAAAGAGUUCAGCAAGACCCGCAGAUUGGAAGUAUCAGAGUAGAGUGUCUGCCUCAUGGCUGUCUCUAGACUGUACUGUUCACGUUAACAUUCACAUCCCACUGUCGGCUACUUCUGUCAGUUACACUCUGGAAAAAAACACAAAGAGUGGACUUACACGCUGGGCCAAGCAAAUAGAAAAUGGUGUUUAUCUGAUUAAUGGACAAGUUAAAGGCAACGAUUGUGACUUAUUAGAAGGACAGAAAAAAAGCAGAGGAAAUACGCAAGCAACUGCUCAUUCUUUUGAUGUCCGAGUGCUAACACAGUUGCUCCUGAAUUCGGACCACAGAUCCACAGCCACAGUCCAAAUCUGCAGUGGUUCUGUAAAUCUUCGGGGAAAUGUGAAAUGCAGAGCUUAUAUCCAUAGCAACAGACCCAAGGUUAAAGAUGCUGUGCAGGCAGUGAAGAGAGAUAUUUUGAACACAGUUGCUGAUCGCUGUGAAAUACUCUUUGAGGACCUGCUUCUGAAUGAAAUUCCAGAAAAAAAAAAUUAUGAACUUCCUCAGAGAGUUUUUGUUCCCCUUCCUGGAUCUACUGUAAUGUUAUGUGACUAUAAGUUUGGUGAUGAAUCAGCUGAAGAAAUCAGAGACCAUUUUUCAGAGAUGUUAGAUCAUGAGAUUCAAAUAGAAGACUUGGAAAUUGCAGAGGAAGUAAACACAGCUUGCAUGACUUCCUCUGUGAAUAGUGAGGCUUCACUGACCAACACAAGUGAAGAACAACCAGAACAACCAAAAAAAACCAUAGGAGUGAAAAUUCAGCAAAACAUAGGUGUGAUCGCAGCACUAGCUGUUGCAGUGCUUGCUGCGGGCAUCUCCUUCCAUUACUUCAGUGAUUAGAGCUCCCUGAUCAUCCAGAAAUCACGGAUCAACAGCUACAGAAAAUAACGACAUCAAUGUCCACCUGCACUGAAGCUAGCAAGCAGCUCUGCUACGUUAACAUCUGUUAGAUGUGUUUCUGACUUACAUGAAACCACCAGCUGCCUUGUUUAGCCCUGCUUUGAUUAUCUGGCCCAGGUUUCCAAAAGUAAACUGUGCAUCUAAAUGGAGUUGCAUGUAACAAAUCACUAUUAUGUAUUUUCAGAAGGGUCAAAAUGUGAGCUAUUUAAGAGUUUAGUGCUUUCAAAAAAAAAAAAAAAAAAGUUUAGUGCUAUUGAACCGGAUCACACAUUGAUUAGAAUAUUGAAAGUUUAAGCAGACAGUAGUAACUAUAGCAGAUGUAUCACUAGGCAUUAUCUUCAUCCUAAAGGACUUUUCUAAUAUGCACCCAGUUGCCGUAGUUUAUAGACACUGUUUAAAUUGGAGGCCAUGAAUAUUAUUUUAAGCAUACACAUGGACUGUGGUUUCUUGGAUGGCAGAUCCAGUAGUAGCACUGCAGAAUGCUGUUUGCCUCAAUCCAGAAAAGAGAGAAAUGUAAAUCUGAGAUGCUAUCCUAGUUAGGGAAGUUAAUAUUCAGCAGCUCCCCCUUGUAGUUCUGUGUAGCUAGCUCCUGGCAGAAAUAAACUAGAAACACUCCUAACUUAGGCCCAAGACUCCCAUAAGUUAUGAUCAAGCAAUAUUUCUUCCUGAUUCUAUAUCAUGAGGUACAAGAUGCAGUGAGACUGGGAGAAAUAAACUAUAGGAAAAACACAUUGAAGUCAUUUCCCAAGGUUCACGUCAACAAUGUAGAGAGUAACAGGUGGGUAGAGCCACAGUGUGGGUGAAAGCCAAGUAGUGCUCCUCAGAAUGAGGAGGAGAGGAAACUGUGGGCUGUUUAGUGGGAGUGGACUUGGCUGAAGAGACCAGAGAAUGGAAGGUAGAGCAGCAGGAAGGCUGGGAGGAGUGAGGAGGGACAAGGUCUAGGAGGACCAGGAGGCGGGAAUGGGAGAGAGGCAGCACUUAGACAACAGGUUUCUGCACACUCGUUACCAAACAGGCUUAUAAUUGAAGAAACAAACAAACAAACAAAUAAUUCACAAGUGAAUCAAGUAUGAAACAAGGUUCCUAAAAAGCCAAAGAGGUGAUAAAGAUGCCCAGCUAAGGCAACUCAGUCACAUGCAUAGUAGACCGGAAGCAACAGUUUACCCAAGAAGGUGGUAAAAUCUCUUCAUAGUUGUGAGGGCAACUGAAAAUCAGUGCAAAGUGAAACUCAGAAACAAACCGUUAUUACAGAACUGAAAAAGGAUGGUCCUUGAUAAGAAGAAUUCCUCAAGAAGCAAGCUUUGAAAGUGAAGUGUUAAUGAGCAGACAAAACGAUCAAUAUUGUAAAUCUAAAGUGUUAUUUGUAUACAAAAAUCAUAAUGAAGUAUUUAAAGAAAUUGUAAUAGAAAUUGUAAACAAAUGUAACACCGAAUAAAUAUUGUUAAUGCAA